AUUGAAACCGAGUUUGGGACAUGGUCGUGGUCGUGACCAAGCCGUCGGACGCGGCCGUGGCCAAGCCGCUGACAUGCAUCCCGAAGCGGGCCUCGACGUACGUGCCAGGGCUCGCACCGUCCAGUCGUCGAGGCGUGGCCAAGCCCCAUCGGCAGUCGGCGGCGGUGACGUACGAGUCGCGAAAGCUGCCCCCUCUUGCUCGCGGCGCCGAGGCCACGCCGCACCGGCCAUCUUUCCUCGCGUCGUCUUGGCACAAGGUGCGCAUUCGAGGCUCAUUGAAGAACCUUCGGCGGUCGUUGGAGCCGCGGUCGGCCGAGCGCGCGGCAGCGCCCUCACGUCGCAUGUCGCUGGGCCUCGGGCGCGUCAACCGCAAGGAAAAAAUCGUCGCUCGCUUCGUGCUGCAGCUGCAGCUCGCCGUGCUCAAGAAGGCGACGGCCACGAUGCACUUGCACUUGAAGGACGACCCGCACACGGCGCACGACCUCGAGACGCGCAUUGGCGACUGGACGCUCGAUGGCACGUUCCGCCAGCUCAAUCGACGCAUCUUUGCCAACGCCAUGGUCGGCCUCGCUCUCGGCCUCUACGAAAUGCAAAUCGCAUGGGACGCUGCCUUGAAGGACGGCGCGACGCAGCGCAUUGAGCUCAUAGCUUCGGCCCAAGGCACGAUCCUCAAGCUCGUGCUCUCGGCGUCCACGCUGCUUUUGAUCAAGCAGCUGCUUACGAUGUACGGGCUUCUGGUCAAAGAAGCGCACGCGAUGUCGGGGUCGGCCAUCUUUCCGCAGCUGCCACCGCCUUGGCCGCGCCAUCUAGUGCUCCGCUUUGCGCUGGAAGUAGCUGUCGUGGCCAUUCACCCUCCACCGUUCCUUGACGCCUACAUACACGAAACCGCGAGCUGCAUGAUGUUUCUACGGCUCUACUUGGUCGCACGCGUGCUUCGGGACCAUGCGACAGUCUACCAGCGGCGGAAGGACAUUGUGCAGAAUCGCUUUCUGAAUGCGCAGAGUCCACACUUCAACUGGUUCUUCGUCGUGCAAAUCGGGUUUCGCCAGUCGCCGCUACUGGUCAUCGCGUGCACCACAAUUACGAUCUGGGCCGCGCUCACCACGUGCAUCUACGAGCUCGAGCGCGCGUACCAGCCCCACGUAUUUACGCUCAAGAAUGCCGCAUGGUUCACCUACUCGCUCCUCACCGUCCACAGCCCCGGGUUCCACCCGAUCUCGUCGCGAGGUCAUAUCGUCGCUGGUAUCUUGGUGUUGUCGGGACUCCUCUUUGAGACGCUCAUGGUGGUCGCAGUCUUGCAGCUCAUCGGUCUGGACGCUAAAGACCGCGUCUUGCUCGCCUACCUUCAAGACACAGAGACGCGAGAUGCGCUCCGGCACCGCGCCCGAGGGGUCCUGAGAGCAUGGCUCAGCUGGCGGCUCGCGCAACGACGUUAUGGUGGAACCAAGCGCGUCGACCGCCACGAACACCAGUUCUGGCACGCCGUCGAGCGCCUCCAUAUCGUCAAGAACGCUCGCGAGCUUGCGGCCGAGUCGACUCCGAUCGCCGACACCCUAAGCUGCGUCGAAGGUCACGUGCGGCGGAUGGCGCAGACGCUUCGCGGGCCUCUCUGCCCCCGCUGCCAUGGCGUUACCCUUACCAAAAGAGAGAUACCCAAAACACUGCCUUCGGAGCUCCGGGAGUUGCAAGCCAACUACGACAUUAUUCUCGCGCAGCAGCGGGAGAUGCUAUCUUUGCUUCACAAGCUCUCUGCCGCGCCCUCCUGA
Messenger RNA from Saprolegnia diclina VS20, 1766 nucleotides. RefSeq lists its product as hypothetical. The transcript is spliced from 7 exons. The coding region runs from base 21 to 1766 and encodes 581 amino acids. Lineage: Eukaryota; Oomycota; Saprolegniomycetes; Saprolegniales; Saprolegniaceae. The record is from RefSeq and is a predicted model, not a curated record. Gene Ontology annotation, cellular component: plasma membrane. Gene Ontology annotation, molecular function: calmodulin binding; small conductance calcium-activated potassium channel activity. Gene Ontology annotation, biological process: potassium ion transmembrane transport.